Messenger RNA from Oryza brachyantha (malo sina), 387 nucleotides. RefSeq lists its product as uncharacterized. Lineage: Eukaryota; Viridiplantae; Streptophyta; Magnoliopsida; Poales; Poaceae. Bases 1 to 387 code for a protein of 128 amino acids. The transcript is spliced from 2 exons. The record is from RefSeq and is a predicted model, not a curated record.
AUGGCAGAGGGACCCUACGCCGGCGACGUGGCGCUGUCGCUGCAGGUGGUGUCGUUCCCCUGCGGCGGCUUCACCGUGGCGUGGGGCACCAACCACGUCGUGGUGGACGGGAGCGGCCUCAGCUUGCUCGUCAGCGGGUGGUCCGAGCUCGCGCGGUCCGGGUCCAGGGAUGUUGGGAGCUCGCCGCCGGAGCCAGGCCGAACCACGACCGCUCCGUGUUCUGCCCGUCCGCCGUCGUACCGCGUCUCCCUCGACAAGGCGUUCACCCCGUCGAUCGGCGAGCGGCAUGUCAACGUCUUGACGAGCGAUGAGAGCUUCGUCCUGCGCCUGUACUACAUCGAGGCGUCGGAGAAGAGAGGAAAGUGUGGGGCGUGGGGCGUGCGCUGA